This is a messenger RNA of Camelina sativa (false flax), 3315 nucleotides long. Lineage: Eukaryota; Viridiplantae; Streptophyta; Magnoliopsida; Brassicales; Brassicaceae. The record is from RefSeq and is a predicted model, not a curated record.
AUGCUACUCCUUCACAAGUACCAGCGAGGUGACAUCGAUGUAGAGCGAGAGCGGCAAAGGGUUAACACACACAAGGAUAACCCGAACUGCUUGGCAGAUGAGCAGCAACAUGACAGGGAGCACAUACCUCGUCUUCCAAAACGAACUCAUGACACAGGAGACCGUGACGACGCUCCAUUCCCUCGCCGAAGGAUCAACAUAAUCAUAGGCGGAUUAUCUACAUGCCGUGAUUCCCUUCGAUCAAUCCAGGCUUACUGUCCCAAGGAAGAAACGAAGCGCAACUGGCCCUCAAAUAGCAGCACUGCCAAGAAGCCUUCUGACCCUAUAAUCUUCACCGACGAGGACGCAGGCAACGCAAGCCCAAACAACAAUCCGCUGGUCAUGGAGAUGGUGAUUGGAGAAAGUUUGGUGACAAGGAUCCUUAUUGAUAUCGGAAGCUCGGUGAAUGUGAAAUUCAAGGACAUGCAAAUCCAGAUGGACAUCGAUCUCCGCAACACAGUCGCUGAUACGCAGCCUAUGACAGGAUUCGACGGCAAUACCAUCAUGACUGUUGGAACCAUAAUUCUCCUGAUCUACAUCGGUGCCACGAUGCAAUGCUUCAACUUCGCAAUUGUGUAUAAACCCAUUGUCUACAACGUCAUUCUGGGAACACCAUGGCUCCAUAAGAUGCGUGCUGUCGCUUCAACUUAUCAUCAAUGCGUUAAGUUUCCAAACACGUACGGUAUCUACACAUUGCGCGGAGAUCCAUUGAUGGCGCGAACGUGCUUCAUCAUUGAGAAGAAGAUGGGAAAUGCAAGGGCGUUUGUGACUGCUGAAUCAGCACCGCUGCGAGAUCCACGCAGACCACCUCCGGGAGAAUCUGUGAUCCAAGUGAACAUCGAUUUUUCCGAUCCCAAUUGCUGUGUAAUCAUUGGCGCCGAGCUACCAUUAGCACUGAGGGACGAGCUUGUCCAGUUCGCGUGGACGAUAGAUCAGAUGAAUGGAAUCGACCAUAGCAUAACUAUUCACGAGCUCAACGUAGAUCCAACUUACAAACCUGUGAAGCAAAAGCGUCGAAAGCUCGGUGUGGAACGCACAACUGCGGUCAAUGACGAGGUAUGGAAGCUACUUGAUGUGGGAUCAAUCACUGAAGUUUGCUAUCCGGAUUGGCUUAGUAAUCCAGUUGUGGUUAAGAAGAAGAACAGAACGUGGAGAGUGUGUGUCGACUUCACCGACCUCAACAAAGCCUGUCCAAAAGACAGUUUUCCUCUUCCGCGCAUUGACCAACUUCUCGAGGCCACGGCCGGAAACAAACUGCUGUCUUUCAUGGAUGCGUUCUUCGGCUACCACCAGCUAAUGAUGCACAAAGAUGACCGUGAGAAGACCGUGUUUAUUACUGAACAAGGCACUUUCUGCUACAGAGUCAUGCCUUUUCUGUUAAAAAAUGCGGGAGCAACGUAUCAAAGACUUGUGAACCGGAUGUUUGCAAGCCAACUUGGUUGGACCAUGGAAGUCUACAUUGACGACAUGCUUGUCAAGUCAGCUCGAGCAUCUGACUAUGUCACACACUUGAAGCAGUGUUUUGAGAUACUCAACAAGUACAACAUGAAGCUUAACCCGGCUAAGUGCACAUUUGGUGUAACUUCCGGAGAAUUCCUGGGGUACUUCGUUACAAAACGCGGUAUUGAAGCUAAUCCAAAACAGAUUUCAGCAAUUAUCAAUCUUCCUUCCCCAAGGAAUACCCACGAGUUGCAACGUCUUAUUGGACGAAUUGCCGCGUUAAACCGCUUCAUCUCCCGUUCAACAGACAAAUGCUUACCGUUUUAUCAGCUCCUUCGCACAAACAAACGUUUUGAGUGGGACGAGAAAUGCGAAUCGGGAGAGACGUUGUAUCUUUACAUCGCAAUAUCUUGUUCGGCCGUAAGUGGCGUGCUUGUAAGAGAAGAUGGUGGCGAGCAAAAUCCUAUCUUCUACGUGAGCAAGACUCUCGAUGGCGCCAAACUUCGAUAUCUGACUCUUGAGAAGCUUGCAUAUGCGGUCGUAAUAUCAGCUUGCAAGCUCCGCCCCUACUUCCAAUCUCACACUGUCGAAGUCUUGACGAAUCAGCCUCUACGAACAAUUCUCCAUAGCCCAAGCCAGUCAGAACGCCUAGCGAAAUGGGCAGUUAAGUUAAGCGAGUACGAUAUAGAAUACAAGAACCGCACCAUUGCCAAGUCACAAGUUCUCGCAGAUUUCCUCGUUGAACUCUCUCCCAAACUCGAAGAUGACUCCCCUCAACCUGAAAUAUGGACACUUCACGUGGACGGCACAUCAUCGAAGUUGGGCUCAGGAGUGGGUGUACGCCUAACCUCUCCAACAAGAAAAAUCUUGGAGCAGUCGUUCUGUCUUGCAUUCUCCGCUUCAAACAACGACGCUGAGUAUGAAGCAUUAAUCGUUGGAUUGCGUCUCGCGCACGGAAUCAGAGUAAAAAAGAUCCAAGCUUACUGCGAUUCUCAGCUGGUCUUGCAUCAUUUUAGUGGAGAUUAUGCAGCUAGACACGAGCGCAUGGAUGUCUACCUCAAGGUCGUUCGCGACUUGUCCCAAAAGUUCGAGUUCUUUGAGCUCGUCAAGAUCCCCCGAAGCAACAAUGCUCCGGCUGAUGCACUCGCGAUGCUUGCUUCUACAUCAGAUCCUGAUCUCCACCGAGUAAUACCUAUAGAGAACAUUGAUCACCCAAGUAUUGACGUCAACUUGUUGCCCCCCGCUCCAGCCAAGUUUCUUGAAGUUGCGCCCUCAGCGGACACACCAGCAAACCCGAGCAACGUCUUAGCAAUUACCUCAGCAGUCACAAGACCAGCCCCAGCGGCCACAAAUGCACCCACCCAAGCUAUGCCCUUUGCAGCUCCUGAUAUCUCCGCAAAUGAUGACUGGCAAACUGAAAUCAUUAGGUUCAUCGCAGAUGGAAUAAUCCCAACAGACAAGUGGGAAGCAAGGCAUAUGCGGGUUAAGAGCGCACACUACACGACGUUGGACGGCAACUUGUUUCGUUGGGAUGCAGCCGGCGCUCUUCUCAUCUGCGUCAGCAAGAAGGACGUCAACGAUAUCAUGCGAGAAGUUCAAGAAGAAGCUGGCGGAAACCACUCUGGCGGCCGCGCUUUGGCACUCCGAAAUUCACCGCAAUGGUCACUUCUGGCCAACCAUGGUUGCCGAUUGUUCCGCAUUCGCAGCCAAGUACGAAAAAUGUCAGCGUCACGCACCGUUCAUCCAUUCUCCGACCAAACUUUUGCGAACAAGGUCACCACCCUACCCGUUCAUGGGAUGGGCGAUGGAUAUUGUCGGUCCUCUAAUACCAUCUAA